GGGGAUGAAGGAGAGCAGACGUGGGGCAUGUAGGGGUAAAAGGGUGGUGGUGGGGGGUACAAUGGCUAACGGGGUAAUGGAGUGGAGCGGGGGGUCUGAAAGGGAAGGAGGGGAGGGGGUGCAGAAGGGAAGGAGAGGACAGGUUGUGGAAGGCAAAGGGGGAGAGGGUGCAGACAGGAAAUACUUCAGGGUGGGGAUGGGUGGUUGGGAAGCAAAGAAGGGAAGGGGGAGAGUGCACAAUGGAAGGAGGGAAGAGCCUGCAGAAGAUAAGGGAAGCGGUUCAGCAAGGGAAGGAGGGAAGGAGGAGAAGUUGCAGGAGGGAUGGAAGGUAGGUGGCACAAAUGAGGGGGAGAGGACGAACGUGGGCGGGGGGAGGGGUGAGAAGAGUGGGGGGAAAAGAGGGCCGGAAGGGGGGGAUGGAUGGCGGACGAAUAACGGGGGCAACGAAGGCGGAUGGAUAGGAGGGGAUGAAGAGGAGCGGACGGAUAUGGGGGGAUGUAGGGGGAAAAGGGUGGCGGGGGAGGGUACAAUGGCGAACGGGGUAAUGGAGUGGAGCGGGGGGUCUGAAAGGGAAGGAGGGGAGGGGGUGCAGAAUGGAAGGAGAGGACCGGUUGUGGAAGGAAAAGAGGGAGAGAGUGCAGACAGGAAAUACUUCAGCGUGGGGAAGGGGUUUUGGGAAGCAAAGAAGAGAAGGGGGAGAGUGCACAAUGGAAGGAGGGGAGAGCCUUCAGAAGAUAAGGGAAGCGGUUCAGCAAGGGAAGGAGGGAAGGAGGAGAAGGUGCGGGAGCGUCAGGAUGAUUCGGUAGGUGGCACAAAUGGUAAGCAAGGGAUGGAUGUGAAGGAAAGUUGGGAAGGCGUANGAAGGUGCGGGAGCGUCAGGAUGAUUCGGUAGGUGGCACAAAUGGUCAUUGAGGUGCUUGGUCCACUUCAUAAGCAAUAUAGGCUUGAGCAGGUGACUCAGCAACAACAAAUCAUCAGCCAAAAG
This is a messenger RNA of Chara braunii, 985 nucleotides long. NCBI's taxonomy places the organism in Eukaryota, Viridiplantae, Streptophyta, Charophyceae, Charales, Characeae. The record is from the annotation of a GenBank genome assembly.